This is a messenger RNA of Hippopotamus amphibius kiboko, 450 nucleotides long. Its product is annotated as histone H2B type 1-A-like. Bases 1 to 450 code for a protein of 149 amino acids. The record is from RefSeq and is a predicted model, not a curated record. Lineage: Eukaryota; Metazoa; Chordata; Mammalia; Artiodactyla; Hippopotamidae. The transcript has 2 exons. Gene Ontology annotation, molecular function: protein heterodimerization activity; DNA binding; structural constituent of chromatin. Gene Ontology annotation, cellular component: nucleosome.
AUGACGGAUCAGCUGGAAAAGAAUGAAAGGAGAGAGUGCAAUGAUCCUGGCCACCAGGUAGCUACCACUAACCAUGCCGAGCUGUCUUUGAAGGGCCCUACCAUUUCCAAGAAAGGGUUCAACAAAGCUGUAACUAAAACUCAGAAAAAGGAAGGGAAAGAGUGCAAGAGAUGCCGAAAAGUGAGCUAUUCAAUUUACAUCUAUGAAGUGCUGAAGCAAGUUCAUCCAGACAAUGGUAUCAAAGCCAUUAGCAUCAUGAAUUUCUUUGUGACUGACAUCUUCAAGCAUAUUGCAGGUGAGGUGUUGCUCUUGGCCUCUUACAAUAAGGAUUCAAUUAUUGCUUCCGGGGAGAUCCAGAUGGCCAUGUGCCUGCUGCUGCCCAGGGAGCUGGCCAAGCACGCCAUGACCAAGGGCACCACGGCUGUCCCCAAGUACACUAGCUCCAAGUAA